CAUCUUGCCCUUCCUGGUCAGCCAUAACAACAGUGAUGGCGGCGGCUGCACGGUUCUUCAUCCGAGGUGCCCACUCGAAACUUUCUCUCUCCGGCGUUGGCACCGGGGCCCAGGGCUUGUUUGGUGCCACGUUGCUAAAACUGUCUCCGAGCUGCAGCUCUCGUUCAAAAACACAACGAAGACAUGCAGCGCACUUUACCUUCCAGCCUGACCCCGUCCCAACACAAUACGGUCCUACCCAGAAGAUGAACUUGUUCCAGUCAGUAACAAGUGCCUUGGAUAACACUCUUGCCAGUGAUCCAACAGCAGUGAUCUUUGGAGAAGACGUAGCCUUUGGAGGAGUAUUUCGAUGCACAGUGGGUCUGAGAGACAAAUACGGCAAGGACAGGGUCUUCAACACUCCCCUAUGUGAGCAGGGAAUUGUGGGAUUUGGUAUCGGUGUAGCUGUCGCUGGUGCCACAGCCAUUGCUGAGAUCCAGUUUGCUGACUACAUCUACCCUGCGUUUGACCAGAUAGUCAAUGAAGCAGCAAAGUAUCGCUACCGCUCUGGCAACAUGUUUGACUGCGGUAACCUCACCAUUCGUGCUCCAUGGGGAUGUGUCGGCCACGGAUCCCUUUACCACUCUCAAAGCCCUGAGGCCUUCUUCGCCCACUGCCCUGGCAUCAAGGUUGUGGUUCCACGUGGUCCGGUACAGGCAAAAGGGCUGCUCCUCUCCUGCAUCGAAGAUAAGAACCCCUGCAUAUUCUUUGAACCCAAGAUCCUGUACAGAGCAGCAGUGGAGCAGGUGCCUGUGGAGGCCUUCACCAUCCCACUCUCACAGGCCGAGAUCCUACAGGAAGGAAGUGAUGUCACACUGGUUGCCUGGGGGACACAGGUCCAUGUGAUGAGGGAGGUGGCCAACAUGGCUCAAGAGAAACUGGGAGUGUCCUGUGAGCUCAUUGACCUGCAGACCAUCCUGCCCUGGGACACUGAAACUGUUUGUAAGUCAGUUGUGAAAACCGGACGUCUGCUCAUCAGUCAUGAGGCACCAAUAACCGGAGGCUUUGCUGCUGAAAUCAGCUCGACAGUACAGGAGGAAUGUUUCCUUAACCUAGAGGCUCCCAUCAGUAGGGUCUGUGGUUACGACACCCCCUUCCCUCACAUCUUUGAGCCUUUCUACAUCCCAGACAAGUGGAAGUGCUUUGAAGCGAUCAAGAAGAUGAUCAACUACUGAACCCUGCCAGGGCCAGCUCCUGGUCACUGUGAACUCCAAACACUCUUCCUUUCCUUCUUAUUCAUCCAAUCAGUGGAAAGCCGCCAGGAAAAGACACUUUGUUGACCAUCCAAUCAGGGAGCAGCGUCCAGAAGGGCUUCAUGUCCCUCUGCGUCCUCCAGUUAAAGGACUGUUACAGUACCUCUGGAUCAGAGAACUCAACUCUUUUGCAAGACAAAAAUGCCUUCAUCUGCUGUGUUUGGUUACCGCCUUUUCAUCAACGUAUCUCACUUUAUUUUCUCUUUAAUAAGAGCGGCAUUCUGUGGGGAUUAGUAGGUUGGCUUUUCGACUGUCUGCUUCUUUGUGCUGUUACUUUGAUUGAAUGUGUUCACCUCUGCUCUAAUCUUUAUUUAGUUUGACAUGAACUGUCCCUUAAUGUACUAAUAUAAUGGAUCUGUGGUUUUUAAUGAAAAUAAAGUAAUCAGAAUUG
Molecule: messenger RNA, 1683 nt
Organism: Cheilinus undulatus (humphead wrasse)
Lineage: Eukaryota; Metazoa; Chordata; Actinopteri; Labriformes; Labridae
Gene: bckdhb
Product: branched chain keto acid dehydrogenase E1 subunit beta
Exons: 11
Coding region: 36-1214 (392 amino acids)
Biological process (GO): branched-chain amino acid catabolic process; response to nutrient
Molecular function (GO): catalytic activity
Source: RefSeq, a predicted model, not a curated record